UCUGCCAGUAGAGUAAAUCAUGAUAAAGCAAAUUUGUUAAUCGCGCUAAGUAAAUUGGCAAAUAUCUUUUUUUUAAUUAUAUGCCAGCAAUAAAUUUUUGUCAGUGUAUUUUAGUAGUGCUUCAUUCAGUAUCGUUCUCUUUUUAACCUACAGUUUAGAACUGUUGAGUGUAAUAAUUUAUACAUCUACUCGAAUUGUUUCAUCAUUUUUCACAACAAAUAUGAAAUUAUUUAUAGAAAAAUCAUUACAAAAAAAUGACGGCAGCCACUUGACGCAAUAUCUAGCAGCUAUUUCAGCUUCUUUGACAUUUUUUAUGUUUGGUGGAUACCAAGGAUGGACUGCCCCCUCCUUAGUUAAACUUCUCUCUGACGAAUAUCCCAUACCAAUUAGCCAAGAAGAUGCAUCUAUCGUAGCGACCAUUGGUUGUCUAGGCCAUGUAAUUGGUGGCUUCCUAGGUUCAUCUUUGUCAGAUUUAAUUGGUAGAAAAACUACUAUUAUGAGUAUUGGUAUACCUCAAAUCAUUUCACCGACUUUAGUAUAUUUUUCCGAUUCAUCCAAAUAUAUGUUGUACGCUGCAAGAAUAGUUGGUGGAAUAGGAGAAGGAGCUAAUAUAGCAAUUGUAGGAAGCUACAUAGCUGAAAUAGUGGUGCCAAAAGUACGCGGCAUAUUAGGAGGCUUUACUACAAUUUUUAUUUGUUUAGGAAUGCUCACAGUUAACGUCACUGGAUCAUAUUUGACAAUAAAAGAAACAUCUUUAGUAAUGGCUUUAUUUCCGGUAAUAUUCUGGAUAUGCUUUAUGUUUAUGCCCGAAAGUCCAUAUUAUUACUUGAUGAAGAAUAAACCUGAAAAAGCUAAGGAAUCGUUAAAGAUUUUAAGGAGAAAGCACGACAUUGAAAAAGAAUUUGACCAAUUAACGUUAGAUGUUCAAAGACAGAUGUUGGCAAGAGGUGGUUUCAGAGAUUUGUUCUGUAUUCCUAUAAAUCGACAAGUUUUAAUAUUGGUCACACUGCUAAGAUUCUUUCAAUUCUAUACUGGCUAUAUGGCUUUCACAGCCUACAUGCAACUAAUGAUAGUCCAGACCACAAACUUAAGCCCUGUAUUUGGAUCCUCUUUGCUUUUUUUAGCUGGAAUUCUUGUCAUGAUCCCAGGCUUAUUUUAUAUCGACAAAAUCGGAAGAAGAACACUAUUUCUUAUAUCGAUGGUAUUGUGUUUUGCAGCUCUGAUUUCAAUGGCUGUAUUUUUAACUAUUCGAGACUACAGUACUAUAGAUUUGUCAUCUGUGUCAUAUAUGCCAUUGAUAUUUGUUACAUUGUACAACAUAUUCUUCUGUGGUGGUUUAGGAUUAGGCGUUAACAUUUAUAUUGCAGAGGUAUAUCCUGCAAACAUCAAGGCAAGUGGUCUGGCAAUUGCAAGCAUAGUGUAUGCUUUCACUGUCACGAGCAGCACUAAAAUAUAUCAGUUCACUGCCGAUUAUGUAGGUGCAUCAGUACCAUUUUAUAUCUUUGCUGGUACUACUGUUCUUGGAGUUAUAUACAUUUAUUGUUUUGUCCCUGAGACAAAAGGAAAAACUUUAGGAAUGAUACAAAAUGAACUGAGAAAUAGACGAAAGUGAUCUGUAGUGUGAAUGUAAAGAAACUUUUAGUUUAAGAUAUUUAUUUGAAAAAAAAAAAUAAGAAGUCUGUGAUACAUGCAUUGACUACAUCUUUUAAUUUUAGUUAUAAAAAGAGAACGAAUAUUAAAAUGUGAUGACAGAUGCAAAAUUUUGAGAAAUGAUGGGUAUGGAUAAUAAUACAGAUCUCAAAACAUAACUUUAGAUUAUGGAAAGAAGUUAGAUUUUUUUUAAAUAUUUGACUGUUAUACAGGGUGAGUCUUAAAUAAGUACAAAUAUUUUUAAAUAAUAAUAGCUCCCGUAUAUAGCGUUUAACGCCUUGGGAGUAGCAAGGUACAGCUUGCCAUACUAGAGCCGUUCGGUAUACAAGGAAGGUAAUGUAGCUAAGCGUAUGCUAGCACUAUGCUUCAACCGCCUAUUAUUACCUUAGGAUUGUGAAUCCCAAGUACUCAUUUAAGGCUGAGUCGACCUAGGUACCCAAACUAUUUUUAUUGUAAUAAAAAUAGUCGGCUGAUGA
Molecule: messenger RNA, 2126 nt
Organism: Sitophilus oryzae (rice weevil)
Lineage: Eukaryota; Metazoa; Arthropoda; Insecta; Coleoptera; Curculionidae
Product: facilitated trehalose transporter Tret1-like
Exons: 5
Coding region: 221-1612 (463 amino acids)
Biological process (GO): transmembrane transport
Cellular component (GO): membrane
Molecular function (GO): transmembrane transporter activity
Source: RefSeq, a predicted model, not a curated record